Messenger RNA from Argentina anserina (silverweed cinquefoil), 1065 nucleotides. Its product is annotated as GPI-anchored protein LLG1. NCBI's taxonomy places the organism in Eukaryota, Viridiplantae, Streptophyta, Magnoliopsida, Rosales, Rosaceae. The coding region runs from base 315 to 839 and encodes 174 amino acids. The record is from RefSeq and is a predicted model, not a curated record. The transcript has 4 exons.
UUCAGAUAAUAAAAAACCACAAUGAAUGAGUUCAGUUUCAGUUUGGAUCUCCCCUACGGUUUAUGUUAGUCCAAUAACAAUAAUAAAUGAAAAAAAGAAGUUAACAAAUAUAGAUUGAAGAAUGACGCGGUUUACCAGUUUUCGCAUAUCCUGCUGUACUCCAUUUUCAUUUUCAGACCAAGUACACCACUCUUCUCUUCUUAAUUCAACUCUUGUUAGAAAAGGAAGUCAGGAACAUAAGGUAGAGGGAAAAAAGUAACAAGCUUGAUCUGUCUGCUGGAUUUGUCUCUGUGUUCUUUAAGAACCCAGAAAGCAUGGUGUUGAAUCAGAGCUUCAGAUUCUGUUUUGCUACUGUGUUCUUCUUCAUUCUGUUGGGUCUCCCUGCUUCUUCUUCAUCUUCUCCCACUUUCAUUUCAGAUGGUAUCUUUGAAUCUCAGGCUUCUAUUGGCCGGAACCUACUGCAGGCCAAGAAAGGUUGCCCAGUAAAUUUCGAGUUUUUGAACUACACCAUCAUCACAAGCCAAUGCAAAGGACCACGUUACCCUGCUAAGCCGUGUUGUGCUUCAUUCAAGGAAUUGGCUUGCCCUUAUACAGAUGUAUUGAACGACUUGACAAAUGAGUGUGCUUCUAUUAUGUUCAGUUACAUCAAUCUCUACGGAAACUACCCUCCUGGCCUUUUUGCCAAUGAGUGCCGCGAGGGGAAAUUGGGUCUUGAAUGCCCUGCAUUACCACCUUCAACUUUGGCUGAUGAUGUAAAUGCGGUUCAUACCACCUCCUCUCCAUCUCCAUUGUUAAUGCUCACAGCUGCUUUUGUAUUGUUGCUGUUCCGGUUACUCUAAAUCUCCAGACUAUCUUCCACUGAUUAGUUACUCUCAAAACAUGUGAGGGAACAACGAUUUUUUCAUUCAUAUUGUGGUAGGCAUCCCUUGUUAAUUACCGAGUUACUGAGGUUAAACAUCUGUGAUUUGUAAUAUUUAAGCUCCCUUUGUGGAAUACCUUGACAGCUACUACAUAUAUGCUGCAAUAUUGUUUAAUGCCAAAGAGUGAACCUUAUACGCGUCGAAA